AUGGAUUGUGAUACAGAAAUUACUGUGAUAGCAAGUGUGACACUGCUUAUUGGCUUGGUGGUAGUUUUGAGACUGAUCUACUGCCUGCCAUGUGUCUACUACUCCAGCACAAAACGCACGAUAGACGAAGCCAUGAGAAUACCAAAGGGAACCAAGAUCAUGAUUCUUUUGGGGUCCGGAGGUCAUACUGGCGAAAUGAUAAGGAUACUGGGUCAGUUUUCAAAUGACAGUCUUGAAAACUUAGAGAAAACAUACGUGGUUUCAAGUGGUGAUGAGACGUCUUUGCUGAGAAUCAAGCAGCUCGAAGAAACACUUCGCUCCGGCAAAGAUACAAGGUACAUUAUUCUUCCCCGUGCCCGGAGCGUCGGGGAAUCGUCUUUCAGUGCUCUCUUCAAUACUCUGAAGUCUUUUCUGUACACUGUUCGCACUUUUGUGGGCGAUUUUUCACUGAUCCCUGAUGUUCUUUUACUGAAUGGUCCUGGUACAGCAGUUCCAUUGGCCUAUCUUGUGUUCUUCUUCAAACUGAUAGGCUUGGGUCAUACAAGAAUUGUGUACGUGGAGAGUCUGGCACGAGUAAACAAUCUCAGCAUUUCCGGGAAAUGUAUAUUGCCAUUGGCUGACCGGUUUAUUGUUCAAUGGGAGAAACUGGCCCAUGACUACAAUAGAUGCGAGUACUAUGGUGUAUUAGUUUAA
Molecule: messenger RNA, 693 nt
Organism: Kuraishia capsulata CBS 1993
Lineage: Eukaryota; Fungi; Ascomycota; Pichiomycetes; Pichiales; Pichiaceae
Exons: 1
Coding region: 1-693 (230 amino acids)
Biological process (GO): dolichol-linked oligosaccharide biosynthetic process
Cellular component (GO): UDP-N-acetylglucosamine transferase complex
Source: RefSeq, a predicted model, not a curated record